CAGAAAUCUGCAGGUUGUUGAAUGCAGAGACCUCGCGUGCUCAUUUCUAUUAAGGUUUUAGCCCAAAGCGUAACAUUUGAGAACAUUAGACACACGUGAUAAUGACAAGCACAACUUUCUAAUGCCAUUUGGCUGAAAUAAUGUUUGGUACACGAGUCGAGCCGUUCGCUUAAACUGAAACUUAAGCCGUUGAAGGAAAGGGUCAAAAACGUAUUUUCCACUAUGUUCAAAUUCAGUUUCAGGAGGGAGAAAGACAAGGAGUUUAAGCAUAUAGCUCAUGGUUUGAUCCCUGCUGCCUCCAUCGCCCCCAAGCCUGCUGUGCCUCGUACCCCGCCCCCCCGCAGCCCAAACCCCUCACCUGAGAGACCCAGAUCAGCCUUAGCAGCAGCCAUCUUGUCUUCUUCGCUCACUGGACAGGCGUGGGCCCUUCCCCCUGUCCGGCCGAGGUCUUUCUCUGAGAGCGGCCUAUCAGAGUCCUUCAUAUCUGAACCAAACAUCAGCACAGGACUUUUCAACAGAGACAGAUGGUCAGAAGAUUUGGCUAGCCGACCACGCCUCUCCUCCCCUGACCUAUCAGAGGAAGAAGAGUUGCAGGACGAGGAAGAGGAGUUGCAGGACGAGGAAGAGCAGGUGGGGAGUGAAGAUGAGCGGGAAGAACACGUUUACCAAACUCUUGGCAAAGGGCAUAAUUGUCCAUUCACAGAACCUGUCUAUUCCCUGCCACUAAAACACAAGACUAGUACACCGCAGCGGAUUUCGAUGUCUGGCAGAAGAGUGCCUUCUCCAGAUCUCCCUGAGGAAACCGUUUUCCAAUCUCCAGAAGCCAGCGUUGAUUACUCCAAGAAGAAAGCCUCUGUCAGGAAAAGCCCAAGAAGUUUGAAAAAAGACGUGCCAUGUAGGUCAGCGCUACCCAUCCCCACCACAAACCAAUCCAGCCAAUCCAACAUCUCUAAACCCCCCAUCCAACAGUCUCCAGGGCCCAUUAGGGCGAGCAUCGAGGGGCAGCGGGAGGCAGCGUGGGCCUCGCCAGAGAACAACAUGAGAAUGGUAGAUGAACAAAAGCUGCUGGAGGAGCGGCUGCAGCGGCUGGAGCAAGAGAUCAGUAACAGCCAAUCCUCGACCAACGCAAGGUCAUCUGCAGGUAGAGUGGAGGACCUGCUGGAGAGAGACGAGAGCAGCCAUGCAGAGCUGCUGAAUCUGAGGCAACACGCUCAGGAGCUGGUGGAUGAAAAUGAUGCCCUCAAACUGACAGUUCACCGCCUGAAUGUGGAGCUGAGUCGCUACCAAACCCAGUUCAGACCGUUGUCCAAACAGGAGAGCUCCAGAAUCAGCAGCUUACCAAAGACAGGCUCCCCUCCUCCCGGGCUGCUCGACAUGAAGUAUUUAUCUCCCCUGCUGCUGGCCUAUGAGGACAGGAUGAGCGAGAAAGAUGCACUUCUGCAAACCACUGAGGAGGACGUGAAGAGGUUGCGUGUUCAUGUGGAGGAGGUGAUCAAAGAAAAUGAGAAGCUCCAUAAGGAAAUCACAAAGAUCGGAGGGGUCAGCCAGAAGGACUGUCAUCAGAUACAACAGCAGGCCCUCCUGGUUCUGCAGGAGAACCAGGUUCUGCUGGAUCAGCUGGAGGCUCAGCACGUAAAGGCCAAGGCCAGCACCAGCAGACACCAGGCUGAAGUUUCCAAGGUGUCUAGGCAGCUGAUGUUGAUAGAGGCAGAAAAGCAGAGUUUGCAGGAAGAGCUGGAAGAGAGCAGGAGAGAGGCGUUAAAAAACGGGAGAGAGGUACAAGUUCUGCAGGCCCGCCUGAAGGAUGCCAUCACCUGGGACGAACACUGCGGCAUCGCUGGGAAACUCAGACGACAACUGGAGCAGCAGGAGAGUAAGAAUAAGAGUGAGAUGGACGACUUUCUUAUCAGAUUGUCCAGUCUGCAAGAGGAGAAUAGGAGUCUGGCUGUGGACAAAGCCAAUCUGACUGCUGAUGUAAAGAGAAUGGAGGCAGAGCAGGAGCUCACCAAACAAGCUAACAGGAAGGCUGAGAGGAAGAUGAGUGUAUUGAAGAGACAGAAGGAAGAGUGUGUGGUGAAAGAGGAAAGGACUCAGCAUUACAUGGGAGCUGUCAUUUCUGUGGCCGAGCACAUUUCCCAGGAGAGAGACCAACUCAUAAAGAUGGCUUCGCUUCUUCAGCAGGAAAAACAGGGAUUCGUCAGCAGGAUUCUAAAAGGCACAGUUCGAUUCGGGAAACUACAGGAAGAAGUCAAAGUGUACCGGAGCCAAGCGUCAACCAGGCUGGCAGGGUUGGAGGAGGCAGCGGAGGGGAGGACAGCUUCCUACCAGAGGGAGAUCCUUCACCUGCAGAGGCUGCUGAGAGAAAGGCAGGACGCUGAGGAGAGACUGCUGCAGUCCAAACGGGAAAUAGAGGAAGAGUUGGAGGUGGUGUGGCAGGCAGCGACCCGGGAGAACCAGCAGAUCAGGGACACUCUUUUGGACUCGAGGCCCUCUGUAGACCUCUCCAGUAUUGCCUGGCCUUCUCCAGCUCAGGAUGAAGCCAACACAUCCGCCCGACGACAGGAACAAAGCUCCUCACCUCUCCUCUUCACCUCUCAUGAAAGCCCCGGGCUGCAGAGAAGGUCCAUAUUUAAAUCUGACUCUGGUCACCAAAACACCUCCUUGGACGAAAAACAUAAACAUGGGCUGGAUUUCUAUUGCUAAAAGUCAUAAACAAUAGGUGUUCACUCAUAUUGGCAACAUAGACUGUAUUAGUUAAAGUCCUGAAUGUGUCAAUUUAGAGACUUCUGCUUUUGUUUCGCAGAUAAAAUCUCAGACUUGCUUUAAUCAAACCAUUGUAAGACAAGCAUAAUGAAACAGCUUACUUUAUAUAACUGCUCAAUUUUGACAAUGUGGCCAAAUAUACCUGACAUCAGUCUAAGUCAGAAAGACUGCCAUUUUAUAAAGGUUUUUAAUCUAUUGCUCUUUUUAAAUUUGCCUCAGGGGUUAUAGACCAUGCCACAUAUAAUAGAUGAAGUUUACCCAGGAGUGGAAAAAGUUGCAUCAUUCUGCUUGAUAAAGGCAUAGGCAAUGUUGCCUCCUACUGGGCACAUAAUGGUAAUAGAUUCUCAUUGUCACAGUGUUACAUGGUACCGAACAGGCAGCGUUAAGCUACAGGUUCAUUAGUAUGUUCAAAAUGAGUCAUUUGGAGGAGAUACUGUUGAUUGUGCUUUAGGGAAUUUCCAUGUUUAAAAAACUGUUAUUAUAAAAUAAAAGGGAGAACAAG
This is a messenger RNA of Trematomus bernacchii (emerald rockcod), 3265 nucleotides long. RefSeq names its product centrosomal protein 89 (gene cep89). The record is from RefSeq and is a predicted model, not a curated record. Gene Ontology annotation, biological process: mitochondrion organization; chemical synaptic transmission; cilium assembly. Gene Ontology annotation, cellular component: ciliary transition fiber; centriole. The coding region runs from base 223 to 2703 and encodes 826 amino acids. NCBI's taxonomy places the organism in Eukaryota, Metazoa, Chordata, Actinopteri, Perciformes, Nototheniidae. The transcript is spliced from 18 exons.